Poecilia latipinna (sailfin molly) is the source of this 3387-nucleotide messenger RNA. It is a transcript of the gene crispld2, whose product is annotated as cysteine-rich secretory protein LCCL domain containing 2. The record is from RefSeq and is a predicted model, not a curated record. Lineage: Eukaryota; Metazoa; Chordata; Actinopteri; Cyprinodontiformes; Poeciliidae. The transcript is spliced from 15 exons. Bases 282 to 1838 code for a protein of 518 amino acids. Gene Ontology annotation, cellular component: extracellular region.
AGACAGUCUUUUUUUCUCUCUCUCUCUCUUUCUCUCUGCUCAUCAGGGGUCUCCUUCUCUAGCUAUAUAAGGCGCUCAGUUUCACAGAGGUAACACAGUUUCCUUCGAGCCUCAGGAAAAUCGCCAAAUAGCAACAGCAGCCACAGCAGCCGGCUCCUCUAAUAAGGAAACAAUCCAGCUCUCAGCCGCACACUUACCGAUAUCUUCCAGCAGUUGCACAGAGACGGAGGUUAUUUGGGCUCCUGAGGAGGUUUAUUACCCCAGACAGCUUGCGUAUCAGAAUGACCCACUCUGCUUCGUCUUGCCUCCUCUUCCUCUCCCUCCUGAUGCGUUGCGUCACUGACUCGUCUUCGCUCUUCCUGCCGGACUCCAAGGAACUGCUGCGCCUGCUGAGCCGCUACGAGCAGGAAGCGGACCACAGCGGCGUUAGCUCCACAGCUGGCAACAGGACAAGACGAGCCAUCCUCUGGUCGGACCGGGAGGAGAUCCUCCAGCUGCACAACAAGCUGAGGGGCAGCGUUUACCCCACCGCCUCAAACAUGGAGUACAUGGUUUGGGACGAUGAGCUGGAGAGGUCAGCCACUCACUGGGCCGAGGAGUGUCAGUGGGACCACGGACCUCAAGACCUCCUCAUGUCGAUUGGACAAAACCUGGCAGUUCACUGGGGGAGAUACCGCUCACCUGCCUUCCAUGUCCAGGCGUGGUACGACGAAGUAAAGGACUACACCUACCCCUACCCUCAGGAGUGCAACCCGUGGUGCCCUGACCGCUGCUCAGGGCCAAUGUGCACCCACUACACCCAGCUGGUCUGGGCAACCACGAGCCGAGUGGGCUGUGCUGUGCACGUGUGUCCAAGGAUGAACGUGUGGGGAGAAACAUGGGAGAACGCUGUUUACCUUGUUUGCAACUAUUCCCCAAAGGGAAACUGGAUCGGAGAGGCCCCGUAUCAACAUGGCCGUCCUUGUUCUCAGUGUCCUCCAAGUUUUGGAGGAGGAUGCAGAGACAAUCUGUGCUACAAAGACUCUCAGCGCUCGGAGACGGAGGACAUGAACGAGGUGGAAAAGCCUCAGGUGCCACUGUCACCUCGGACCACCUCCAAACCGAGCCCCAGACCUCCCAGGAAACCUGCAACCAAACCCUCCGCUCCCAAAACCGCCACCCCGAGGACAUCCUCCCCAAAGACUCCCAACAAUCCAUACCUCGCUCACAACAUCAAGUGUGAGACUAGACUGCGGGAUAAGUGUAAAGGAGCAACCUGCAACAGACACAACUGUCCAGCAAAUUGUUUAAAUACAAAAGGGAAAGUUUGGGGGACUGUUUCUUACGAUGUGCAAUCAAGUAUUUGCCGAGCUGCUAUCCAUUCCGGGGUCAUCGACAACAACGGAGGGCUGGUUGACGUAACGAGGACAGACAAGUUGCCGUUCUUUGUCAGAUCCACAAAAAACGGAGUCGAGUCUCUCAGCAAAUAUAAACCCGGCAACUCCUUCACGGUGGUCAAAGUGGAAGAAUAUAAUGCCGAUUGCUACACCACAGUGAGGGAAAUCUGCCCUUACAGACGACCAUCCUCACACUGUCCCAGAAUCAUCUGUCCAGCCAGCUGUAAGACUCAGCCAUCCUAUUGGUCGCCUGUAGUUGGAAACAACAUAUAUGCAGAUAGCUCUAGCAUUUGCAAAUCGGCCAUCCAUGCAGGGGUAAUCAAAGCAGACGGAGGUUUUGUUGACGUUCUGCCACUGGAAAGAAGAAAGAGUUACGCUGGAGUCCUAAAAAAUGGCAUCCAGUCUGAAAGCCAAAGCAACACAGACGGAGGCUCCUUUAGAAUGUUUGCCGUGAAGGUGUGACCCUUUUGAAGUCUGAGGACCAACAGCGUUUGCUCAGCUGGUCUGGAAAAGCAGGAAGUGCCCGCAGGUUGGAUGCCACGACUCCUGUGCAGUGGAGUCCGAAAAUAUACAUUUCCUCCGUCCCACCAUUUAUCACUGUAACCUCCAGUAGAAGUGCUUCAUUAUCAUCCGGGCAUAUUGUAUUUCGACGGUCCUUAUUUUUUAUUUUUUUUUACAUAAUCUGUGAAUACAGAAGAUUUUAUUAUGAACUGAACAGCUGGUGCUGAAAUAUUGUAGGUACACAGAAAUAAUUAUGUUUACAAUAAUGUUCAUAUUAAAUAUAUAUGCAGGGUUUUCAUACACAAGAAUGUAUACUGAUCACACUAUAUAUAUUUAAUCUUGUCCAGAAUACAUGAUGAUUUUUUUGUUUUUGACAGUUAUUACAAUAUAUCAAUUUGUUAACGCUUUAAUAGUUGUUUUUUUGUGGUUAACUGGGUUAUAAUUUUCUACUGUUGAACAUUUAGCCACAAGCUGCCAAACAUUUUAGUUUCUGACCUACAAAUAACAGCAGAGACGGAAACUUUUGACUCACAAGAUUUUCUUUUUAUGUUUUUUUUUUUUCCCAAGUUAGAUUAAAUAUUUUAUUAAAAUUUUUAAGGCCCAAGCUGUACCCCAUUGUCCGGGAUAGGGUAUCUUAAAACUCCUGCUGUUGAGUCACGUCCAAGUGUAAAUGAGAGCUUCUGAAGAAUAAAGUAGUUAGAAUAUAUCAAACGCCAGAUACAUGUUUUAUAAGAUGAGCUCCAAUAUCUCCGUCUUUUUUUAGUGCUUGCUUAUUUCUCUGAUUAUUUCUUGAUGCCUUUUUUGGCCCUGUUGUGUAUAUGAAAAUGUAACGUUGUCCCUGCCCCCCACUUAGACAGUUGAAUGUGUUGCACGGUUCAGGUACAGAGAUGUUUGUAUUUCAAUGGUGUGAGAAUGUGUAACGGUUUGCGACGUUGAACUGCAGUUUGUGCGUUUUGGAACAACUGGCGCUGUGCAGCACAAUUAGAGAAGAUACCUACUUUGCUGAUUUGUUUUAUUCUACAAAAGAACAUGCUUCUUUUGUUCAAAUGACUGAUCAAACAAAUACAUUUUGUUUUGUAGGCCUUUUGCGUCCUGAAGCACAGCAGAUAUGUUGAAGCACUUUUAAGCUUUGUUGUGUCUCCUCUGUUUUUGUUAUUACUAAAGAUGAAAAACAUUUGUAUUUAUAGUCAGAGUGAUAAUCUGGAAAAGCUGCAGCCAUGUACGCCAUGUCGUCUUUCUGUCUCUGUAUUCUACCUCAGUCCUAUUGCUUUGCUCAGCAGUUGUUUUUUUUUUUUUUUUUGGGAGGGAGAUUUUGUUUUAAUGAACGUUUUGUAAAAUACGGCAACUGUAAAUAAUAGGAUCUUUGUUUUUAAAUUUCAUUCUCUAAAAGUAUGAUUAAAACAUGUAUAUUUGUUUGUUUUCUGUGCUGUUUUUUAACAGAUGUGGUGGUGUAUGUCCUAUACAUUUUUUUUGCACAAUAUGAAAAUAAAGUAUGUUUUACAAAUACAAA